Molecule: messenger RNA, 4908 nt
Organism: Thunnus maccoyii (southern bluefin tuna)
Lineage: Eukaryota; Metazoa; Chordata; Actinopteri; Scombriformes; Scombridae
Gene: vps37d
Product: VPS37D subunit of ESCRT-I
Exons: 4
Coding region: 153-1076 (307 amino acids)
Biological process (GO): protein targeting to membrane; protein targeting to vacuole; ubiquitin-dependent protein catabolic process via the multivesicular body sorting pathway
Cellular component (GO): ESCRT I complex
Source: RefSeq, a predicted model, not a curated record
AAGUGUGGCAGUUAACGGUUUGUGCGUUUACGUCAGUUGACGCUGCACGCGGGGCUGAACGCAUCGCAUUCCAGUGUGAUUCCAGCGAGAUGUAAGCGCUGUGCGGACUCUGUGUUUCCCCGCCGUCUCCAGUCGCAUUUUGAAGGGAUAAAAUGUCCAACUUGAAGGAGUCCAACACUUGUCCUGACGGCUACAGGGCUUUAAGCACAAGUGAGCUUAGGGAGCUUUUACAAAAUGACGACAAAAUGGACCAAAUCAUUCGACUCAAUGAGAAGUUUCAGGACCUUCAAGUGGACAGGGAGAUGCUACUGACCUCCAAUCGGAGUUUAGCAGAGGAGAGCCUCGCCCGACGACCCCGCCUUAAUAACGGCAAACUCCAACUGGCGGAGAAAUACCGGGAACUGUCCAACCUGGCAACCACAUGCUGGGAAAAACAGAGUCAGCUUGAGAGCCGUGGCCUGAAGCACAGCCUGCAGACAGCGCAGAACCUCCUGCAGGAAGAGGUGGCUCGUGCAGAAGAGCAUUCAGAGGAGCUGCUGGAGAAGUUCAUGGAGGGGAACGUAAGCCUGGAUGAGUUCUUGGACUCCUUCCAAAGCUCCAGGAAGACGUAUCAUAUCCGCCGGGCUCAAGCAGAGAAGAUGCAGGAGCUCGCCCAAGCCAAACGACAGCCGAGCAAAAGCAAGAGAGCAGAGGAGCCGGAGAGCAAGAUCCCCGAGGUGAAGAAGGACUCGGAGCAGCCGCAGGAGCCUCAGCGGCCCAACGGCUUCGUAGCGCAGGGACCUCUUAGAGUGUUCCAGGUACGCUACGGCCUCACGCCGGCCAUCCUCCUCCCUCAUUACCCCGUUUCUCCCCCCGCCUCGGCUCCAAGCCUUCAGAGUAGUACACCCCCGCCUGAACCCCAGAUGGGACAGACCCACAUCCUCAGCCCCAGCACCCCGCUCCCGGGACACGGCCAACCGGUCGGCCUCAGGGUCAUCGGACAGUUACCGGGUGGCUGGCCGGCUAACGGGCGGCCGGUGCGAGUGCAGCAGCUUUACAGGCCGAAUCCUCAACAGCCCGAGCCGCCGUACCGAUAAGUUCAAACAGGGGUGGGUGGGGGGAGGGGAAGAGGAGCAGCAGGAGGAGGAGGAGCAGAAGAAGAAGGAGGAUGAAAAGCCAGUUUGAGAGGUCUUUCAAGACGUGGAACCAAACAGUGGCUGUCACAAUCAUGUAAGCAAAGACUGAUCCAGAGGCAGGCAGCACUGCUAACGUCCGUUUCUGUUCUCCAUUCAUGACACACAAACGUAACCAAUCAGACGCAGAGCAGAGAUAGCGAGGUGGUGUAGACGACUCAGACAGGAAAGGACACGGAAGAUUUUUUUUUUUUUUUUUAUCUUUAUCGUUUUUAAUAUUUUUACACUGAGGCGUGUGAAGCACAGGGUUGUGAAGCACAUCUGCGAUCUCAUCGUUCAUUCAUACAACAGAGAGAGAGAGAGAGAGAGAGAGAGAGAGAGAGGCUGCUUCAUGAGACGCCAUCAGAGAGUCAUCGAAAUGAAUGAUGACAUCAAUUAAGUGGUGUUUAAUAUAAACUUGUUGUUUUUAAUCCAUCAAAUAAGACAUUCAUGCAUUUCACAAGAUCAUGAAUGCUGAUAUCACUGCAGAGUUUAAACAAAGACUUCUUCUGUAGAGCAGAGCCGGUGGUAUUUAUUAAUAAUUCCCACACUAUAACCUGUCAAUAUUAUCUGCAGUGUCAUGUAUGAUUACCCAAAAACCUUCUGCCUUCUUUUGGGGGAUUUCAUGGACUGUGUUGUGAGCUCCUCGCAUCAGUGAGCGAUUUAUUUAUUCAUGUAAAUCCUAUUUUAAAUGGCUGACUUCAAAGCUUCUUGUUUACCGUGCUCAGUGAAGAGCUGCUUCUCCUUUUUUUUUUUCUUUUUUUUCAAGGCAGCCACUAUUUUUUAUUUCUACCCCCCCCGAAACUGAGUUGCAGAGUGAGGGGAAUUUAAUCUCUAUAAGAAUGUCAGCGUUCUGCAAGCACACAGUCGAAUAUUUAAGGAGGUUUAAGAGGUUUCCUUCUCAUUUCUCUCUCUCAUUUUUACUCAUUAUCCAUCCCUCACCGUUUAAGGGAAACGCUUCGGAUUGUAGUUAUAAUGCUUCUGCUCUCGAACUUGAUAACACGACAUACAUUUUGCUCAUGAAUAACUCAUUUAAGUGCAUGUUUACUACAGCUCGACAAAGUACAUGAAAAUGCCUUCUGUAUGCCAGUGCCCAGUUGCAUAAAGCAAGAAACUUAAAUCAUUUCCUUUUUAAAUAAGUAAGAUCUGUAAAUGCAUUUCAAGGCUUUCAAGGUAUUUUUUUUUUUUUUUUACAACUUGGGUCGUAUUUACAGAGUCUUGGCCUUCAUUCCUAUCUAAUAAUAUAUAAAGUUAUUGCAGCUACAUAGAAGUGCCAGGGGAAUUUCUGGGGGGAAAACAAUAUGUAUCUGAUAUUGUUUCUUUAGCUCUACCUCUUUGUCCGCAGCACCCCCCCCCGAUGCUCUGAAAAUGUCAAAAUUGGAGGUGAAAUUGCAUCCUAAAAGCAGAAUAUUGUAUUACCUCCUAAUGGAAAAACUACACACACUGUCAAUUAAUGUCUGAAGAGUCUCUCAAGUGAUGUACGAUACAACGAGCCUCCUGCAAACUACUAACAAUAAAACAUUUUUGGGCCCAUAAAAUUAAAAUUUAUAUAAAAACCUGCAUUAAAAAAGUUUGUUGUUGCUUGUAUAAAAACAUGUAUGCAGCUCAUUAGUUUAAUAUACAAAAGCUACAAGUCUUUGUACAGAAUUGAUUUGUUUGAUUUGUGAUCAGUCAUACGAUAUUUUGCUUGUAGGAUUUAUCUUUCUAUCAUCUUUAAUGAUCAAUGCACCUGCCCAGUUAUUAUUUUGUUUGUGUUUUUUUUUGUGUAUCUUUGUAUCUGUUUUGUUUUUGCUUUUUGUGUUCUUUAUUAUUUAUUGUGGGGAAAAAAUUAAAAACCAAUAAAGAAGGCAGACGGGUCAAGAAACGGGUUGUAAACAAGCCUCCAGUUUGAAAGAGAAAAUUAACUGUAAAUCACAGAAAAUUACUGCACAAUUAUUACUCAAACUGUCCUUUUACUGUUGGCCUGUUUACAACCUGUGUUUAACUCUUUAUUGACGAUGUCGCCAUGUUCACAGAUGUUACUUCGCUGUGACUACAGUUUUAUUAUAACCAAUAACAAAUGAUGGCCAAAACUCUGAAAGUAAGACCUGAUCACUGUUUAAAGUCUGUUUUCUGUUGCACGAACAUCUUUAAGACAGUAAAAUAUGGAAAUGCAUUCACAGGUACCUGUUUUUUACUGGUGAAGGAAACCGAAAUGUAGAAAAAGGAUUUCAGGAUGGUGACAGCAAAAACCCAGUGGAGACUUUAUUAUUGUACUUUACUUUUUGCACCAUUUAUCUCAGACUGGACUGAACAGUUUGCAAUAUUUUUCUAUUUUCUUUUUUUUUUUUUUUUUAGUCCAGUUUGUCCUGAUUUAUUUUUAUUGUAUAUUUGUGUAAUUGUUUUGAUUUCUUGUCAUGCCUUCCACCUCUGGGUUUUGCCUACAAUCUUUUACUAAAUAAAAGACUCACCUUUUUUUAAAAAUUUUAACACCAGAAAAACCUCCUCCAUCAAACCAAACCACCUCACAAACAAAGCCGAUGUGAGGAAACAUUUAAUCUGUCCAGAAACAUCUGGAUGCAGCUGGGCACUGGUUCCAACCAAACAUGCAGUUUUGUGUCCACUCAGGGUUUUAAGGGGAAAGAAAAUGCAGUGCUGCUUCUUGACUUGUAGCACAGACGUACCCAGGGUGACGAUGUACCCAUGGAUCUCAUGUUGCUCCCCCAUCCCGCCCCCCCCCCCCCCCUCCUCCUCAUCCUCCUCCUUUACAGGUGCAUGCCAGAGAGACUUUUAACCAUAACCAUGGCGACACCAAAUCACCUCCGACAUUCCAUUGUUGCAGUGAGAUUUGACAUGAAUGAACGUUGGAGUAUUGUUGUUGAGACUGGGUGUGGAAAUAAGGUCUAAACUUGUUUUAACAGUGCUGCCUGUUGUGGCCAAAAACAAAAAAAAAAAAAAAAAACCCCACAACCAUGCUUACCAAAUUCACAAGGAUUUUUAUAUUCAGGGCCAGAUGAUUCAUGUAAGAUUGGACGUUUCUGUGUUUGGACUAUUCUCAAACUGUAAAGUGCUUGUUUAUGCGACUGUGGUUUUGUCCGUCCGGUUUUUGUUAUACUGUGUGUCUCUUUUCUAUCGGUGGGACUUAUCCCAGCAGCCUACUUUUUAGUGGAGAGAAGAAGAAGAAAAAAAAAAAAGAGCAGUAAUGAAAUGGAUAAAUGAAUGUUGCUUUUAUAAUUUAAAUAAAGUGCGGCCAGUCAGCCAAACACCCUCAAACCUUUCAGAUGAUUUGCAUCGUGGUUACAUGUCAGACGAAGGAGCCGUGGCUGCGGGCGUUCAUACCAGAUGAUUAUGAGCAAUGUCAAAGCCGAUCAGUGAUGCAGUGAGUGAAGAUGAGCUAAUAAUAUCCAAGUCAUGUCAUUUCCGUCCCUCCGUCUCCGUACGGGAGUUACAUCAGCUCAUGUGUUCAGUACUGUAUGUGUGACUGGAUGCACACGGCUGUCAAACCCCUUCAAUAAAAACUCGAGUUGAAGGCGGGAGAUGUCAGCCUGCGAGUAUUUUCUGGUCUUUGACCUGAUUACACUGAGAGGGAAAAAAAUGACCCAGGCAACCGAUAAAUAACAGCAUGCUGGAUCAAACUCUAAACAAUAUAAUGUAGAGCUGCAACGAUUAGUCGAUUAGACAGAAGAUUUAUCACCGACUAUUUGGAUAAUCAUUGUUUUUGUCCAAAUUUUUGAUUCCAGCUUCUCAAAUGUGAAUAUUUUCUGGUUUCUUUACUCUU